Molecule: messenger RNA, 1991 nt
Organism: Alternaria alternata
Lineage: Eukaryota; Fungi; Ascomycota; Dothideomycetes; Pleosporales; Pleosporaceae
Product: laccase-1 precursor
Exons: 4
Coding region: 113-1798 (561 amino acids)
Molecular function (GO): oxidoreductase activity; copper ion binding
Source: RefSeq, a predicted model, not a curated record
CACACUCGCUUUCAUUGCUCUACACUCCUUUCUCGUGCAUUAUUUGGGAACACUCGUUGUGGAUACGUCCUUCUUUUUGUUAGCGUAAUCAGACUGCGCUUCGGUCCAUAUCAUGCUUCUUCGCUGUAUCUUCAGCAUCGCAGCUCUAGCUGGCUAUGCUACUGCCUUUCCCUUCACUUCGGAUCUACGACCCAGAGCAGCCUGUGACGGAAACACUGCUACCACACGUUCAGAAUGGUGUGACUAUUCCAUUGAUGUAGACCCAUCUGACGACGUCCCCGAUACUGGGGUUACUCGUGAAUACUGGUUGGAGCUCACGGAUGUUACUGUUGCACCGGACGGCGUGUCACGCUCAGCCAUGGCUGUCAAUGGAUCCAUUCCUGGCCCAACCCUCAUUGCAGACUGGGGCGAUACUGUCGUUGUCCAUGUUACAAACUCGCUCACAACUUCAAACAACGGCACGAGCAUCCAUUUCCAUGGUAUCUGGCAGCUGAACACAAAUGACCAGGACGGUGUCAGCUCGAUCACGCAAUGUCCGACAGCCCCGGGUGAAUCGAUGACCUACACUUGGCGAGCGACGCAAUACGGUUCCUCAUGGUAUCACUCCCACUUCGCGCUUCAAGCAUGGCAAGGUGUUUUCGGCGGCAUCAUCAUCAACGGACCCGCUACCGCCAACUAUGAUGAAGAUCUAGGUGUACUAAUGCUCAAUGAUUGGGAUCAUCAGACUGUUGACGAGCUCUAUAUCACCGCCGAGACUUCUGGACCUCCAACACUAGACAACGGACUCAUCAAUGGUACGAACACGUACGAGGACGGAGGCUACCGAUUCAAUCAAUCUUUCACUUCUGGCACAUCCUACCUAUUCCGACUUGUAAAUGCCGCCGUGGAUACACACUGGAAGUUCAUGAUUGACAAUCACACCAUGACCGUGAUCGCUUCUGAUCUUGUCGCUAUCGAACCCUACGAAGCCACAGUCAUCAGUAUCGGCAUGGGCCAACGUUAUGAUAUCGUCGUAACAGCCGACCAAACCGAUGCUACUGACUUCUGGAUGCGUGCCAUCCCUCAGUCAGCCUGCUCCGAAAACGAUAAUGAAGAUGACAUCCGUGGCAUCAUUUAUUAUGGAGACGCACCCGGUACCCCCACUACUUCGGCCUACGACUACGAGGACAGCUGCUCCGACGAGACCGACAACAUCGUGCCAUAUGUCUCCAAGACCGUUGGUUCCACAGCUGGUGCCACAGCUGACGAGCCUGUCGCCGUUGGGUUUAACAGCGACAAUCUCUUCAAAUGGACGUUGAACAGCACAACCUUCGUCUCUGAAUGGGAAGAUCCCACCCUCAUGAAGAUCAUGCAAGGCGAAACGGCCUUUGAGACCUCCAACGCAGUAUUUUUGUUGCCCAAUGCCAAUGAAUGGGUCUACGUCGUCAUCUCCACGACGCUCGCUGUGCCUCAUCCAAUCCACUUGCACGGCCAUGAUUUCUACGUCAUCGCGCAGGGCACAGGUACUUAUACCGAUGGCGAGACAACUCUCAACCUUGACAAUCCGCCCCGUCGUGAUACCGCUAUGCUUCCUGCAUCCGGGUACUUGGUAUUGGCGUUCGAGACGAACAACCCCGGGGCUUGGCUGAUGCAUUGUCACAUUGGAUGGCAUACGUCUGAGGGCUUUGCGAUGCAGUUCGUCGAGCAGUACGACGCAAUUGCGGGCAUCACGAGCAAUGACACAUUGAUCAGCAACUGUGACAGUUGGACGAGUCAUACCGAAACGGUCGGUAUUGAGCAGGAUGACUCCGGUGUUUAGUUCGCGGAAUAUGUUUCUGCUGCCACCGCUAUGGCCCAAUGUGUCUGGUUUCAAAGUUAUAGCUGUCAACGGUUUUCAUGUAGUGCAGCCUGUCCUUCUAGCGCGCUUGCCUUCCAUCGUCUGAGCUAUCUCCAGUAGUGGUGAUCCUUAGCUCCAUGUGUAUACGCUCUUUUGUACCCCUAAUUGCAAUCAC